Messenger RNA from Knipowitschia caucasica, 918 nucleotides. The record is from the annotation of a GenBank genome assembly. Lineage: Eukaryota; Metazoa; Chordata; Actinopteri; Gobiiformes; Gobiidae.
AUGUCUGAUGUCAACAAGAGUGUCCAGAAAUGGCACGCCAGCUUCCGAAAAGCGACCGACUUUGACUCAUGGGGACAGUUAGUGGAGGCGAUCGAUGAGUAUCAAAUCCUGGCAAGACAACUGCAGAAAGAAGUUCAGACUCCCAGUUCCAAAGAUUUCAGCGAAGAGCAGAAGAAAACCUUGGGCAAAAUUGCGACAUGUCUGGAAAUGAGAGGUGCCAGUUUACAGUGCAGUGCUCAGGCAAAGGAUGAAUUUAAACUGGAAGACCUGAAGACUUUGGAAAAUAUUAUUCUAGACAUUUUGACGUAUAACAAAGAGUUCCCGUUCGAUGUGCAGCCUGUGCCGUCGCGUAAGAUCCUGGCCCCUGGAGAGGAGGAGAACUUGGAGCUGGAGGGAGAGGAAGACCCAGCGGCAGGACAUGGAUCUGUGGACACGUUCUCGCCACGUGCCCCUGGUACAUUGCUGCCUCAGUUACCAUCGGAGCCUGGAAUGACCCUCCUCACCAUCACCAUAGAGAAGAUCGGCUUGAAGGACGCGGGCCAGUGCAUCGACCCCUACAUGACCAUCAGCAUCAAAGAUGUGAAUGGAGUGGAUUUGAACCCAGUGCAGGACACACCUGUGGCCUCGAGAAAAGAAGACACCUUCAUCCACUUUAACGUCGACGUGGAAGUGCAGAAGCAUGUGGAGAAACUGCCCAAAGGAGCAGCCAUUUUCUUUGAAUUCAAGCACUACAAACCGAAGAAGAGGUUCACCAGCACAAAGUGUUUCUCCUUCAUGGAACUGGACGAGAUCAAACCAGGUCCAAUCGUCAUCGAACUGUACAAGAAGCCCACGGAUUUCAAGAGGAAGAAACUGCAGCUGUUGACAAAGAAGCCUCUGUAUCUUCACCUGCAUCAGACGCUACAGAAGGACAGCUAA